Messenger RNA from Solanum stenotomum, 4059 nucleotides. RefSeq names its product putative late blight resistance protein homolog R1B-12. The coding region runs from base 78 to 3740 and encodes 1220 amino acids. Gene Ontology annotation, molecular function: ADP binding. The record is from RefSeq and is a predicted model, not a curated record. Gene Ontology annotation, biological process: defense response to other organism. The transcript is spliced from 3 exons. Lineage: Eukaryota; Viridiplantae; Streptophyta; Magnoliopsida; Solanales; Solanaceae.
AGUCGUUGAAUAGUGCAUCCACAGCUUUGAGUAAGAAAUUAACACUACUUGUGAGUUGUGAGAAAGAGGGCAGAUUGAUGUCUCCAGACAAAGAUCAUCUCCUUGAAGCUUUGCAGCAGUUUAUAGAUCAAUGGAAUUCAGACAUGCCAGAAACUUCAAAGGAGCGAAUCAGGUUUCUUAAAAGGGAUUUCGAAUUCCUGCAUAUUUUCCUCACCUUCACAGAUUUAUCAGACAUGCCAGAUGUCACAUACAAAGUUCAAGCUCUGUUUCAAGAUGCUGUCGAAGACCUCAAAAAAGUCAACAAGAUCCAUCACAUUGAUCGGGUUACCUCUCGUAUACAAGAAAAGAUUCGGAUCACUAAGUUGGAAAUCAGAGAUAUUAAUUUAGUAUUAUCCAAUAAAGACGGUAAUGAUACCCCCAAAUUUGUCAUUGAAUUCAUUGAUACUGUCAUUAAGAAUUUGGCUGAUUUUGUUGAACUGGGAGUUAUCUUUAAGGAGUUGAAGUUACUCAGAAAUUUUGUCUGCUUUGUUUCGGGCAGAUCCAUGGAGCCGAAAUGCCUACAUUCUUUCUUGACUCAUGUUUUACUUGUGGUUGGUCGCGCAGCAAUGAUUGUAUGGUUGUAUUGGAAUUUUCCAAGCAAUAACAGCAAAAAUCAAGAAAUGAAUGAUCUGUUUUGUGAUCUUCUGAAUAUGAAGGUUAAACCCAUUCAGUCAGGCAUUCGUAAGAUCUAUAUUGAUGUCCUGCAAGCUGUAACGCAUCCGAUUAUACAAAUUGAGAAUGCAGCUGAUUGUAUAGCUGGCUUUAUGGAGACUCUCCAACACAACUUGAAAGAGCUACCAACACCUAGUCGGAUGGACGUUGUGUUGACAGAUCAAAUACUAGUCCUUGAGGAGAUGUUUGACCUCUUACUUGACAAGCUCAGGUGUCUGUCUGUACAAGUUUUCGAAUUUCACCUUCAAGAUAUUGAUACUGUGGUGGUUGAUUCCGGACUUCUUGUUUACUCGUUAUAUGAAGAUGUGUCAUUGGAGGAAAAGACUUCUAAAUUGGAAGAUACCAUUGAGCGCAUCAAGACAUUGAUCUACCACAUCAUUCGAAAGGAGUUCCAAUCUAGUUUGCCAACGAUUCAUGGAAUAGGCUAUGUUGAUUUCCUCUUAAGCAAUCUGGAGAAGUUCCAUGACCUUUAUUCAGAUCCGCGUGCUGAUUUCACGGCUCAACUUCGAGUGAUUCAAACAGAACUGGAGAGCUUACAACCUUUUAUCAGAUCUGUUGCAUUAGAGAGACACAACAAAUACAGCAAGCUUGAGCGUUCUGUGGCACUACUGAUUGGCAAAGUAUAUGAGGUAGAAUACAUCGUUAAUGCUUGUAUUAGUAAUAAAGAGGUAGAACAUAUCGUUGAUGCUUGUAUAAGUAAUAAAGUUCCUAACUGGUGUCUCAUGCCUUGGCUCUUGGACCUCAUAAAAGAGAUUGGAGCAGAGAUCCAAAGUCUUGCGGAUGACUCAGUGUCACAUGGUACUAUCGAUACUGACACUUCUUGUACGCCAUCCAGAUUAGCAAGGACUCAAAGCAUUGAGGAUGAAAUUGUAGAUUUUGAUGAUGAAAUUGUAGGCUUUGAGGAUGAAAUUAGAAAAAUAAGAGAGCAACUAAUAAGAGGAUCCGAUGAGCGAGACAUUAUCUCAAUCGUUGGCAUGUCUGGAGCAGGAAAGACAGCCUUGGCCAACAGACUCUAUUCUGAUGAAUCGGUUGUCGCUCGCUUUGAUAUCCGUGCACGAUGUUAUGUGUCUUCAGUAUAUUCAAGGAGGAAACUGUUACUGUCUAUUCUGAAGUUGCUACGUGUGAAUAAUAAUGUGACCACUCCUCUUAGUGAAAAGACUAGUGGUGAAUUAGCAGAUGUGCUUCGCAGAAUUCUCCUUAGAAGAAGAUAUCUUAUUCUCAUUGAUGAUGUACCGAAUGAUAAAGUGUGGGAAGAUUUAAAACCUACCUUCUGUGAUGACAAGAAUGGAAGUAGAAUUCUUCUAACAACGCAAUACUAUAAUGUUGCCAACGAUGCUAGAUUAAAUACUGAACCCCUCCGUCUUCGCAGGCUUAAUGAUGGUGAAAGUUGGACAUUACUAAAAAAGAAAGUAUUUGGUGAAGGAGACUGCUUUGAUGCACUUGAAAAAGUUGGGCGAAAGAUAGUUCAAAAGUGUGAAGGGUUGCCUCUUGCAAUUGUUUGUGUAGCCUCUAUACUCGCGAGGAAGGAGAGGACAGAACAAUGUUGGAAGCAAGUGGUCAGGAGUUUAGGUACUGAAAUUCCCUAUUACCCGAAGAUCAUUAUAGAACAAAUUUAUCAGAACUUGCCGUAUCAUUUAAAGUCCUGCUUUCUUUACUUUGGAAUGUUUUCAGAUGAGGAAGAAAUUAACAUUUCAAAGUUAACACUGUUGUGGAUUGGAGAAGGAUUUGUAAAAGAUGAUGAACACCGGACUUUGGAAGAUAUAGCAGAAGGUUAUUUGAAGAAUCUUGUUGAAAGUAAUCUAGUGAUGCUUGCUAAGAGGAGUUGUGGUGGUAGGGUCAAAGUAUGUCCCAUUCAUGAUUCCUUGUUUCAGUUCUGCAAGGAAAGAGCGCAUACGGAGAAUCUUAUACAAAGGAUACAGAGGUCCGAAGGAGACGCUUACUUUCCCAAUCAACUUGGUCAACGCCGAUUGGCAUUCUAUGCUGAAGUUGGUGAUCUAGUAGAAUGGAGAUCGUCUUGCUCACUUGUUAGCUCUGUGUUGUUCAGGAAAGCUAACACAAAUGAAUCCUCUUCCAUUACUAAAGCUAAAGCCUCCAAAAUGUUUCAUGAUUUUCGGUUUCUAAAGGUAUUGGAUUUGGAGUUCACUGUGAUUGAUUCUUUCCCAACUGACAUGAUCUACUUGAGAUAUCUUGCUGCACAAACUUCUCACGGGUCAAUUACAUCAUCCUUUGACAAGUUGUGGAACCUUGAAACUUUGAUUGUCAAUGGAAUGAGAGGGCAUUUGUCAGUGCCGCCUACAAUUUGGAAGAUGGUUAAAUUGAGACAUCUGCACAUUUCCCCCACCUUUACUGCAGAGCAAUUGCCUGAAGACUCAUCAGAACUUAAUGAUUUGGUAACUUUUUCUACUCCAUAUUUUUCUUGUGUAGAGGAUGCGGAAUUGAUGCUGCGGAAAACGCCUAAUAUUCGAGAAUUGAAAUGCAAAUUUGAGGGUUUGAGCAGUGGUCAAUUUCCUGUGUUGGAUUUUCCAACACAGCUUGAGGUGCUAGACAUUUUUGGUGAUGAACAUGUAGAAUCCCUACCAUAUCUUGUACGCAUUUCUGCGUCGAAUCUCAAAAAAUUGAAAGUAUCCUAUUAUAUACUGGGCUCUCAACAUUUAUCAAACAUUUCUCAGCUUCAGAACCUUGAAGAACUCGAACUGAAUUUUGUUGAAUUUGAGGGUGAAAAAUGGGAAGUGAUGAGUGACGAGUUCGCUGAACUCAAAGUUUUGAAAAUAGUGAACUGCUCCAGUUUUAGAGAAUGGACUGUCUACGAUGAUGCAUUUUCUAACCUUGAACACAUGGUUCUGCGUUGUUGUCAAUUACCUGUGGAAAUCCCUCCUUGGUUCGCAGAAAUUGAUUCUCUAAAGUACAUUGAGGUAGAUAAUUGCAAUGGAUCUGUUGUCGACUCAGCCAGGAGUAUCCAAAACACAAAAGAUGAAGAUUAUGAUGUUGAUUUAGAGCUCGUCAUCAAGAAUCAUAAUUCAGAUGAAUGAUGUUACUGGAAGGUUACUGGAAGCUGUGGGGACAUAAGGUUCUAUCUAGUAUUUCGGACACAACAAUUAUCUUAAUUGGUUAACCAGACGCGUCGAUCAGUCUCCAUCAAGUGGCUCCAUGGCUCGGAGCGUGUGCACUGUACAUGCUAAGCAUUGAGAGAGUUUGAGUAUUUUCAGUUCACUCAUAUAGGGGUGCUUUUAUGAUUUUGCUGUAAGUUAUUACAUUUAACCUCUUCAGGUGAAUGAUUUCACUCAUUCCCCUUGUGUUCUUUUAUGAACUAACUAAAUUCUGUUAUGUUAUUGAGCUGAAAUUCUGUUC